AUGGACGGCUCAUACCAAAACCCCUAUCACAGGGCCAAUAGCCCCAUGAGCCCGGAAACGCCAACGAGCGCCCCGUAUCGCGCCAACGUCAACCGAACCAAGACAAGGAAAUGGGUAGAGGCAAAGACGCAGAAUUAUGACGGUGACGACUGGGGAGCCGACGAUUUUGACGAGCAUCCCGAGCCUGUGCCUGUGCCGCCCUUGCGACCCACCGGUUCACGUCAGACCAGCUUGUCCAGCCAGACAUGGAAUCAGCCUCCGCCGAUGCCUCAAGUAGGCCAUCGAUAUGCAUCUGGUCCUCAACCUAGCCUGCACAUUCAAACGCAGCCGGUUCAGGUGCCAUCGCAGCUGUCGCAGUCGCAAGCGGAACAGCAGCAACCUCGCGACCUGACAGCAGCACCCGAAAUCAAGUCCCCAGUGGGUCCCGAGCCUUCUUCGUCAAUUUAUAGUCAGGGCACAGGGCAGGUCGUUUCGCCUCAGUCCGCCAGCUCUGGGGCUAUCACUGCGCCCGUCACCGUGUCAGAACCCUCGAGGUUUCCUCCGCGUAAGAGCAGUGUCAGUCAGGGCGAGCCCCAAGCAGCCCAGCAGCAGACAACCCUACCCUCGAGUGUCUUCCGCCGUUCAGAAGAGGAUACGACUGCAGGCAAUCCGCAGUCAUCCCAUACCGCUGGCAAGAACGCUGAGGAGUCUGUCGCAUCUCCUCCUGGGCGCUCGAUUGCUCAUAAUGAAGGCAUAACUCCGGCCCACACCAGUCUAGGCAGCACCUCCCGCGCUGGAACGCCUCAGGAUACUGUUCAGGGGGGCAGGAGCGACGACGGACUUGACCGGACACCUUCCCCCUCAAAGCUUGACCAAGGACAGACCCAACAGGCAUCAGUGCUGGGAUCAGCACCUGCUCCCGUUGAGCAGCCUCAGCCUACCGAGCGUUUCAGUACUGCAGUCAUCGCUGAGCCGCAAGCUAUUCUUCCCUCCCGCGGAUACGAGGCCUCUUCGCCGACUUCAACCGUCGAGCAAGCAAGCAGUAACGUCGUAAGGGCCCAGGAAGAGCCUCGACGAUUUUCCACGAGCCCUCAGCUUCCAGAUCUGGCGCGCAUGUCCAUGUUUGGCGACGAUUUCUUCGCGAAACCACCUCUAACCUCGAAUGCGCCCCCGGUCCCCACGCUUCCAGAGGAAAGCGAGCCUUCCCCUCAACUCUCUUUACCGUCACAAACCUUGCCUGCAAUGGAUCGGUCGGCCACACCACCGAGGACUGAUACGACCACGAUCCUGAGCACUGAUCAGACCGAACCGCCAACUCAGCCAACUCAUGAUAUUUCGCCCAAGCCAGAGGAAAUGACAGCCGAGGCGGCGCCGACUACGAAUGUGACAGAAUCCCCAACUGGUGACAUUGAAAGUCGCGAGCCUUCCCGCCCCGAGCGCGCUGAACCAAAACGCCCAUCAUUUCCUGGUGGCUGGGUCACCGAGACUGCAACCCCAGCGGCGGAAACUGAGCCCGCAGCGAAUCCCAUCGAAAGUGCCCCGACCGAACAGCCAAGCAUGCCAGCAGUUUCCGACGAUGGGAGCGGCUCUCUUGCGGCCUUCGAGCCUGUCCCUUUGAAGGGGCUUCAAUCCGCUUCAGGUCCUGGGUCAGUGACAGCCUCCGAUGAUCACGUACAGCGCGCUGCCAGCCCCGUUGCAUCUCUCUCGGUCUCCCCCGCACCUGAGGGACAGUCAUCCACGCUGGCCGCUUUGCAAACUCGAUCUGUCGAUGACCCACCUGAGAAGUUUGCUGCCCCUGAGCGACAGUCCACCCUGAGCACGAUCAACUCUCCCUCGCCAAUCAAGGAGAGCGAUAAAUUGAGGGAGGAGAUCAUCCGAACUUUAAGCCCAGUCCGUCCGACGCAUGAUAAUGAUGCAACAGGAGACAGCAAAGGAGGCCUCUCAGUGUUGCCCAGCCAGGCUGGUCGGGAAAGUACUUAUCUUCAUGGCGUUUAUGACGAUUACUGGUCUGGGCCCGAGGACAGACCAGCUCACAGCAAACAGGAUGAUACUGAUCCUGCUCCUGCGAUUCCAGCCACAGAUGGGACCAUGCUCUCGUCACCGCACGAUGUGUCUGAUAUUCCGCCUUUGAGCCCCCGUAGUCCUCGACGAGAGCCCGUUGAUGUACCCGCUGCGGUUCCUGAAGUCAAUCUGCUCCCACGUCGGUUCUCCUGGGAGGCUGGCAACGAGGAUCAACCACAGUCUGCGGAGCAAAGCAGCGCUGUUGCCUCAGCCCCGCAUUUCGCCGUCAAUGUCAGCAGCGGCCCGUCUUCUCAACAUUCUCAGCCUCUCGCGCCUUCCAUUGGAGAUCCUGAGGAGCCAACAAAUGAUGACGACAAGCCACCAUCCAGUGCGGCGGACGAGCUUCCUUCGAGGCUGGCAGACAAGUCACAGAUUGGUAUCUUGGACAAUACGGCUCUAGUAUCGCAUCAAGUCUCUCAAGUCAGCACCCUUCCCAGGGAAAAGCAGGAUUCGGCCGGCCCUGAGCCACCGUCUCCAAUUUCAGCAGCGUCCGACAAACCGCCGCCUUUCAAGGAAGAAGCAGAACCCAAGACGAGACGCUUAUCGCUGGCAGACGAGAAGCGCCUACAGGUCUCCACGUCGGACCAGACCUCUCCGCUCCCUUCCCCUGGAGGUCAUCCCGCGUUAGCAGAGCCCACCGUAGCAGCAGGCCCCGAGACAGAAGGUUCACCGACGCAGCAUCAUAUUCCAGCGCAGUCGACACAGCCGGCGCAAAAGAUACUAUCAUUCAGGGAGAUUCUUGACUUGCCAAGCCCCGCCGACAGAAUCGCCAAGUACAAUGAGACGCGAGCGCAGUUUGCUUCGAUGGACUCGGGUCUCAACAAUUGGAUUCAGCCUUACUAUCAGCAGUAUUUGAAUGCCAGCUCGCCGAACGCGACUCCAGGUGCUCCUGGCCGGCUAUCCACGAGCAACAUGGGGACAGCGGCUUCACAUUCUCCUUCCAGCGAUUUCAAGCACUCAAGUGGUCAAGUUGGGGCGAAGGGCAAGGAGCUUCUGCUCGGGGCGGCCAAGGCGGGCAAGGGACUGCUGAGCAAGGGCAAGAACAAGCUUCGCGGCGGCGACAAGGUAUUUCCUUAA
Verticillium alfalfae VaMs.102 is the source of this 3117-nucleotide messenger RNA. RefSeq lists its product as hypothetical. Lineage: Eukaryota; Fungi; Ascomycota; Sordariomycetes; Glomerellales; Plectosphaerellaceae. Bases 1 to 3117 code for a protein of 1038 amino acids. The transcript has 3 exons. The record is from RefSeq and is a predicted model, not a curated record.